CAGCCUGGAGAAAAGUCCUUAACCUCCCACAGAGACUGUUGUUUUGUGUUUUGUUUUGUUGUGUAGUGUUGUUGCGUUGGACUUGGUGCUGUGUGUGUGUGUGUGUGUGUGUGUGUGAGAGUGUGUGAGUGUGAGUCUGAGUGUGCACCAUUACCGGACCCUCGUUUUAACCCAGCGUGCAACCAAACGGUGAAUCCGUCGUGAGCCCCACAGCUGCUACCCGGAAAUAUUACAAGGGCCGGAAAGGACCAAUGUUAAGGGAGCACACGUCACUCACUUUUACCCAAAAAUAUUGCCACCGAGCGUCCAAAUCCCUCUCGGCCGUCGAAAGCUUCGGCCGAACAGCUCCCGCCGGCGCAGACUGUCGAGAUGAAGUGUCGAGGAGGAAGCUGCGGAGCCCGUCGGCGUUGAUUUCUGCGGUGGAAGCGCUCACCGAGCUCAGCAUCACUGAAAAUGGCUCUGGCUAUCGACUGGAAAACAGCACGCAGAAAUGGAAGCGGCGACUGCUAGCUAGGCGGCCAGAAGAAGGCGUGACAGGCCUCAUCCAUCCGCAACCGUGCUCCCGCCACCGGACGCGAAGGACUCGCUGAUUUACAGUAAGAUGAGAAGCGGCCAAACAGACGAUAGAUUCUCUCCCGCAUCGGCCAGAGGAGCUCACUCCCCUCCAGCUUCAUCGCAUCGAUUAGAGGAAACGGUAAGAUUUUCACGAGGUGAGCAAAGCGAGAUUCAAAAGUGAGGGAUGCUACUGUAGCCAGUGCACUUCAAGGAGCUUCAUUAGGAGAAUAACAAUCCAUCCUAACGGGCAUCAAACAACUUGCAACUUAAUGCAACAGUUAGACUUUCUGUCCUCGCCAUUUUUGCAGAUGAAAAGUGGCUCUAUAGUUAAAUAGCUUAUAUGUAACCUCAUAAUAUUGUUGGUAGUUGGUGUUAGAUUAGUUAUAAUUUAGCUUAAUAGUUAUUGCACAUGAAAGAAGAUCGGUUUAGUAUCUAAACAGGUAGCAACCAUGCAGCAAAGUGCUGUAAAUAUACACAAAAACGAACCAUUGUCCAUGGAUGAACUGUAAUUAGCCUGAAGUAUGUGCAGUUUGAAUGGAUAUAAUUUAAUAUCUGCUGUUCAGUCAUCCUCUUGACCCAUGGUAAGGUAAUACACAGCACAUGACACUGUAAUUAUCCCCCAUUAUGCCCACUGCAAAUAGUCCUUUGAAGACAUCUAUGAAACAAAAGAAAAUCCAGAGAUUUUCAUACUAUGUCCACUGAUUCUACGCUAAAAAUGAAACUGACAGUUGUGUAAUGGACUCAAUAUUGUACCGCGUUGAGCGUGUUGGUCUGUCUAGUAAUAAACUAAAAAAAGAAUUGAGAAAAGUCAAUGGUGAAACAGUCAAAGGUGCCUAUAUGGUGCACCUGAGGGUUCCCAAAAACAUUUAUCCUAAGCAUCGUAUGAACAUAAUUAACAUUUUUUUGCUGGACAGGUUGACCUGCAUUUGCUUCUCCCUGACGUCAAGUUUAACACUAAUGACUAAUGAAUGUGUUUAUGCUGAAAAGGAAAACCUGGAUAAGGGACUGACAUUGUUCCAAUUUAAGGUAUGCAGAAAUAUGAGAAGGGAAGCCAGAUGUUUCUAGUCUCUACCAUUGUGAUAAUUGGUUCUGUCAAAAUGUAAAUCAGUAAAACUAUAAAAGCCACAAAAGUAUUUAUUAGAGAAAAUUAAAGAGCCACGCUGCAAUGUAGCCAGUCUUUUUUUUAACCUUAUGUUAUUUGAAACACAGAUUGUAGUUUGAGAAGUGGUAUUUCAACGGCUGAAAGUUGGCAAUGGCAUUUUUUUAUAUUUGCUUGUGUGGUUGUCUGUUAACACAUAAUGUACACUGGGAAAAGAGUGAACUUCCUUGAGGUAAUAACUAGAAGUCAUGUUAUCCACAAGUGUGACAGCGCAAGUGGUAAAAUGUAGCAGGGAUUCCACCGGUUUAAGUAGUGUGGGCAUAAUCCAAAUAAGCAGCCACAUACAGCUACACCUGCAAUUAACCAAAAGUGAAACUUCUGCUGUAUAAUGUGGUUUUUCAUCCAACACUGCCAUGCCUCAUUGUGUUUUGCCUUAGUCUCAUUUAAUAAAUAUUUGGUACUGGCAGAAUACAAGCACCGAAACCUGCCAUUAAGAGCUAUGUGUAUAAACAAUAAGAAUGUUGAAAAUAACUUUUGCCUCCAUAGUACUGAUAAAAAAAGAAUUGGCAACAGGUCUGAUAUCAUGGUAAGUUGUUAUAAAAGUUUAAAAUUGGAAUUGCUGAGAUUUGUAUGUCUUCACCCAACAUAAAUAUAUGUACUGGCUCACAACAAUAAGAAAUAUGAGGUAGGCAAAUAGCAGAAUAGAUCUAGUCACAAAAACAUUGUAUAUAAAAUAUUUGUAGUAUGAAAUUUAAUAUAUAAAAACCCAGUGUAAUCACUUAUUAGCCUCUAACCUGCUAUUGAAUGCACAGUAAGUAAAGUAUUAUGAAUCCUAGCACUGUUCCCCUCUAUGACUGUCGUGUCUGUUUGAAUUUUGUUUUCUUUCAGCUUUAGGAGCUUCUUCGCUGAACACGGAUGAGGAAACUUGCAUAAAUGAAGGAAAAUGUCAACGCUGUAACUCAAAGGCAACAAGAAGAAGUUAUUUGAACUGCUUCUCAAUAAAGCUAUUCUAAGCAAUUUUUAAAUUAGGUGGAACUCGUCUACUUGUCAAAAAGACACUUUACCCUUUGAUCAUAAACUCAUCUUCCUGGCUGCCCCACUCGUUUUGGAAGUAGAGUGUGGGCCGUGGAUGAUCAAGUGGGAGUAGCAGCACCAGAAGUAAACAAUCUGGAGAAAGGAAUUUUAGAUUUAAGGUGACUUUCGAGUAGUUCUGAAAAAGUAGCAUAACUCAACCUUUGGGUAAAGUUUGUCUUUCACCAGUCAGUGGUGGGAUCAUUGUUUGCCGCUCCUAGUGCUGGAGGUUUGGCCCCUGCACCCCCAUGUGCCAGUGAGUGGGAAAUGUUCCAAUUUGGAAAGUAUAAUUUGGACAUUAUAGAGAUGUUAAGUGGGCACCAGGCCCACCAGUUCAAAGGCCUUGGUUUAGAUCGACAACUACAGCAUCAACAGCAAGUGCAACUUCACCAGCAUCAACUCCAGCAGCAGCAGCAGCAGCAGGCUGAGUCUUCUGGAGCCCUUCUGUCUGGACUUGGCUUGGGCCCCCUGCAGGGGUCUAGAGGUAACGCCUUUUCUGAUUCUGCCUCCAUUUUUGCCAAGAUGAGUGCCCCUCCUCCCCCACCUUUACAACAACAGCCUUCUUCAUCUCAAAGCUCUCGUUCAAAGUCAAGCAAGAUGAGCAGCAGCAGCUCAAGCCAUUCUUCAGGCUACCCACAGUUCCUGCGCUCUUUCCACCCGUCUGAGGCAGCACUAGCACAGGAGCAGUUACACCCAAGUGUAGGCCGCUUUGAGCACUUUGCUGGGGGAAGUAGCAGUAGUGGGAGUGCUGGGGGAUUAGGAGGAUUAGUAACAUCAGCACCUCCACCCCCUCCUCCUCUGCAUCCUGGCCUCUCUGUCCCCCAAGCAUCACCUGGUCCCUCCUCCUCCUCUCCUUCUCCUUCAACCUCUGUGGCCACCUCUAAUAACCCCUCUAGCAGCAGUGCAGUCAGCUCUUUGGGACACCAGUUAGUUGGGGCCCAGUCUGAUGCACGGAGCCUUCACCAACAAUUUAGUUGCAUGUUAGCUGCUAAUCAGUAUUUCCUUUCUGGGGUCCCUGCUAAUGCUAGUUUAGAGCAAUUUCUUGUUCAACAGGGAACCCAUAAUCACUUAGGCAUUGGUUUAAGUCAGACUGGUGGGGAACCUAGUACUAGCCUCGCUCCGCCUCCUGCUUUGCAUUCCUCUCACUCACAUAGCCACUCUUCUAGCCAGCCACAGCAGCCUCCCCUGCAGCAGCAGCAGCUUCCACCUCACGCCCUUUCUCACCCUCACUCUCAUUCUCAUCCUCACCACCCGCUUCACCCAGGCCCCCAACCCUCAUCACUCAGUGGCUUUGACUUUCAGGGCAUCCCUGUACUUUCUUCAAAUCAGAUAGCUUCUCUAAUGCAGCAGGAAGCAGGUUUGCCCCUCCAUCUCCCCCUUCAUUUAUCCUUAUGUAAGGACGAUGGUAAAGGGGAAAGUACUGGAGGUGGAAGUAGUAGCAGUGGUAGCCACAGCAGUAGAAGAAAGAAAGCUAUGGCUGGUUAUUUGCCACAGAGAAAAUCCGAAAACAAUAGUAAUAGCAGCAGCAGCCACGGGCACAGCAGCCACAGUAAUCCCAGUGCUAGUAGUAAUGGAGGACUAAGUCAUGGUCAGCCACCAGCUUUAAUUGGGAGUGGGGUUGGUAUGUCAAAUAUGGGUGGAGACCCAUCCUCCCUUCUUGCUUCAUCAUCUUCAUCCUCAUCCGUAGUUUCUUCCUCCUCCUCCUCUGCACCCUCUUCCACUGCUGCCUCAGUACUGGUUACUAAUGAUUCUCACCAUUCUAAAUCUGAUAACCAGGGCUUAUUGCAGCCCAACCCCACAGAGUCAGACACAGAGCCCCUUUAUAGCUGUGGGGAGUGUGCCAAAAGCUUUCCUCACCUUUCAAGCCUUCGCAGGCACUUACGCAUGCAUGAGCCAACCACAGCAGGUUCUAACAAUAGUACCAAUACUGGGCCAAACCCUAUUCACAUUAAAGCACAGGAUCAAACACAGUCUGACCCAAGCCUUCCCCAUUCGACCCAAGAAACUAUCCAACCCUCAUCCAAUUCUUGUUCUAGCCCAGACAAAGUAUUUCAUUGCCCUGAUUGUAGCAAAGCCUUUAAGAAAAAAGGGCACCUCCUGCAACAUGGAGUUUUACACUCUACAGCCCGCCCAUAUGGCUGCUCCACCUGCUCUCGGGCUUUUAAUCGUAGAGAGUCACUGACACGCCAUGAGAAGAUACAUGAGGAAAAGCCUUUCCGAUGUCCCGCCUGUGGCCGUGCCUUCCGUGAGAGCACAUCUCUUCUCAACCAUGCUGCCUCAGGCACCUGCGGCAAGCCAGGUAGGGGACCUAAACAACGGGGCAGCAAGACAGGAACUGAUGGUGAGGAGAGAGUUGGGGGAGGAGGUGGAGGAGGUGGAGGAGGUAAUGGAGGAGGGGGGACUUAUCAGAGCAAUAGAGGGGUUAUUUAUGGGAAAACUGAGGAAGAAGAUGGUGUUAUCAUUGUGGGGGAAGGAGAACCAAAAUCAGGUUUAGGAUGUGAUGGUCUGUUUCAGUCUGGAAGGGGAGGGAAUUCAAAUGAAAGGGACAGAACAGAUGGUAAAUACCCCACUGACUACUCUCGGAAUCGUUACACAGGCUACCAUGAUGACCACCGUUCUCAAGGUAAUCCAUCUCCAUGCUACUCUGGUGCCUCCCCCUGUGGAAGUGGGAUGGCGGGCCCAGCUCUGAGAAAGGCACCCUUGGCCCCAACACUGCAUCCACAUUCACAGAGCCACAGCCAGCACCACCAUCCUCAGCAACAGCCCCACCUGCCCCUUUCUUCUCUACUGGAUGACUCAGAGGAUGAUGUCACUAGCUCUGUCAAUAAUGCAAUCUCUGCUAUAACAGCAGCUAGUAACAGUGGAAAUAGAGGGGAUGAUAGGGGAGACAUCAUAGGAGGUCUGCUAGGUGGUCUUGGUUUAGGUCCUUUGGGCGCACCUUCAUCCACCUCUGGUAUGGAUAAGAAUUUCAGAGGUGCAGGGAGCCAGGAGGCUAUGAGCAGCAACCCACAGAAUCCUACUUCCAAACCAAAACGUCCGCGUAAACCCAGAGCUAAGAAAGAUCCUGCAGCUGGUGGACAGCCCCCCAAGCGUAGGCAGUACACCCCCAGAAUGGGGCCCAGUGGGCUCCCACGCACUCACCUCUGCAGUGUCUGUGGUAAGGGAUUUGCACGCCGUGAGACCUUACGCAGGCAUGACCGCAUCCAUACUGGAGAAAAGCCCCAUCACUGCACUGUUUGUGGAAAGUAUUUCAGAGAGGCUUUUCACCUUAGCAAGCAUCAAACAGUCCACUCUGGGGCAAAGAAUUACAAAUGCAGCAUUUGUGGCAAAGAGUUUGGUUACUCCCAGAGCCUGAGGAGGCACAGCAAACUCCACCAGAAAGGGGAGCUGGAAGAGGUGCCCACAACACCAGCUCCGGAGAACCUUAACAGCUUUAACCCAAACCCUCAAUGUAGCGUGGCCCAAGAAAGGAGCCAGAACCAAGCACCAAGCACCUCCUCCUAUUACUCCUACUCUCAAGAUGUCAAGCCUCAAGACACCAACCCCCAGCCACAGCCUCCACCCCCACCCCAACCACAACCCCCACCUCCACCUCGACUGUACACCUGUGCUAUAUGUUGGAAGUCUUUCCGCCAUCAUUUCCAUCUGACUGCUCACCACCAGACGGUUCAUGAAGGCGGGGGUGAAAAGCUCUUCUGCUGUGAGGUAUGUGGGAAAGCAUUUGCCUACUCCAAUAGCCUCACAAGACAUAGGCAGUCACAGCAUGGGAUGACCCGUGCUGAUACGUCUAACCCACAAGAAGGCAGUAGUGGGUCUGGAGACAACCGAGGUGGGAGUGAUGUUAAUCAGUCAACAUCAGAGAGCGAGGCUGCCACCAAUGUCCUGCUACAGCUGGCUCCUUCCACAGAGGGUCAUGGAGGGCAGAGUCUCAGUGUUGUGACUCAUAGCCACCAACAGGCACCCCCACAACCUCCAGGUGGUUACUCCCCUCUCUUUUAUGAUGCUGCAGCAGCCCAGCCUUCAGCCUCAAAUGCUCCAUCUUAUUCGCAGCCUCUGCCUCCAAACUCCACAAUCAUGCCCCCACACCACCCACAUUCCCCAGCUGGGGUGAAAGGAGAGCACAUAUACCCAGCUGGAUCCCGUAGCCGUACCCUUCACACCACAGCCCCGUUCCAGCCCCUUACAGAACUGCCCUCUACUGAACAUCAUCAUCUGCAUCACCAUCAUCAUCACUCCCACCAUCAUCUCCAUCAUCAGUCAGACACCCAGUCCCACCAACACCUUGACUGCAGCAACCAGUUAUCACACGAUGAUAUGAGACGAUUCAAGAAGAAAAAAAAAAAGUCCGACAGGAGAGAUUGGAGGGAAAAUAAAUGGGAAUCCCAAGAUUUAGUCAGAUAUGAUGGAAGCAAAAAGAAGAGAAAGAUAAGUUGUACAAUAAGAGGGCAGUUGAAUAAAAAGCAAGGCUCUCUUCGUUUGACAAUUAGGCGUGGAGGAGGAUCAGGUGGUGGUGGGUACAAGCUUGUCAACACUGGGGGGAUGAAGGUGCAGAUCCUGUCAUCUCUCAAAGUCCCUGUGAAACGUUUUGGCUGUCCUAUAUGCCCCAAUUCUGUGUUUUCCCGCAAAGCGGGACUUCUAGUCCACAUGGCAGUUAAACAUUCACAAAAAGUCUCGACCACUCAGGAGCGACUGAGCUGCAGUGUAUGUGGGAAGCAGUCUCACAGGCCCUUGGCGGCCUUCGUCCAUCGGGCCUCCCAUCGUGCCAAAGGGACUUUCUCCUGUCGACGCUGCUCUGCUCGCUUCUGGAAUGCUACACUUCUCCACAGGCACAAGGUGUCCUGCCGCCGCAGGGCUAAAGGACUGCAGCGAGGUGAUGAUAAGAUGCUUAGGCUUUCAAAAAGACCAGGAGAGAGAGAGGCCUUCCAGGGUCAGGAGGAGAUGCCACUCCUACAGGAACCAUACAGAUACUGAACAACUUAGCAUCUGAAUAUUGGCAUAAAAGAGGGAUAUUUCAGGUUUAAAAUGGGAAGGUGAGAAAAAAAGGGACAUGAAAAGGCAUCCACUGCCUUGAGGAGAAUAUGCCUCGUGUCUCUGUUGACAUGUUUUCUGCUGACUUUUAGAAUGAGUGUGUUAACAACUACUGUAGAGCAUCCAAUAAAAUAUCACCAGAUAUUCUUCCAGUUUAUAUUGGAAGAUGUCUUUAAAGACGUGACUGUUUGCAUAGGAUCAUUAACCCCUUAAGUGCAUUGACACUAUGCUUGGCUGACACUGUGCAGUUACUAGACAAGUUUAGUUGAAAUGACCUGCUAAUGUAUCUAUCUUUCCCAUAACUAGAAUCCCUGCUACACUUUUUGCUGUAUGAUAAACGUCUCUGCUGUGUACUAUGUCUUGUUGUUGUUCACGUAGAGGCUCUGAGGAUUUUUUUUUUAAAUGUAAAGUGCAUUUAUUAGGAAUAGGGACAUGGGGACAAAGACCUUUGUUGAUAGUUUGUCAGUGCAUGUUUGUUCUCUGGUCAAGUUUUUUGCUGAGGUUGUAAAAUCACUCCUACAGUAUGUGAUGGUUUAUUCAGUAUAUCCCCGAAAGUUUGUAGUGUAAAACUUGAUUUGAAAGUUACUCUAUAUUCCCUAGUGAUUCAAUCACAUAUAGAUAAAAUGUCAAAUUUGCUGGUAAUUAGCAUUACAAGGAUCCCUCUCCUGCCAAAAUGAAGAAACUUAUUAACGCCUUGCUUAUUAUGUUCACUUUACUGCAUUUAUUUGAGAUAUUCCUAGCUUUUAUACCAAGAGAUUGAGAACUGGUUAAACAAGUGGACUGUAACACAUGUUUAUCUCAUGUUAUUUGUAUGCUCUUUUUAGCAAUGAUUAUUUCUACUGUACUUCACGGCGUGUUAAAGACAUGGACCUAUCAUGAUAGAAACAAAAGUAAUAUUCCAUGUAUUUGUGUGUAACCCAAUCAGUUUUCAUACCAAUCUUAUACUUAACCCCUUUUACCUUUUUACUUUUUUGCUGAGUUGCAAUCAUAUUCUUACUGUCGAGCCUUGUUUUUUUUUUCUUCUGAAGAAAAAUAAGUUUUAAGUACAUUUUGUCACUUUAUUCACAUAUGAAAUUGUCAUACCCCUGUCAAGCCUUUGUUUUUUUUUCUUCUAAAGAAAAAUAAUAGUUUUUAGUAGAUUUCUAUCACAUUAUUUACUGAGAAGUUAGUAGUUGAUUAUAUUUCAGCAAUGAAUAAACCUUAAGUGUAAUCAUUUGUUUUCCUUUCUUUUCUGAUUCAAAGUCACCUACUGCAAUCUCCAGAAUAUGAUACAAAACUGCUAGUCACCUAACACAAGUAAGAUGUAACUGUUACCAAAGUCAGUAUUGAAGUUUUACAAUUCUAUAUAUAGCUUAAUGUCCUAUGUGAAUUUCAUAUCACUCUGUGGAUUAAAUGGAUUUCAGGAUGUAGUUGAUAUACUAAUAAAUUUCAUUCAAGGCA
This is a messenger RNA of Hippoglossus stenolepis (Pacific halibut), 9193 nucleotides long. RefSeq names its product zinc finger protein 865. Gene Ontology annotation, cellular component: nucleus. Lineage: Eukaryota; Metazoa; Chordata; Actinopteri; Pleuronectiformes; Pleuronectidae. The record is from RefSeq and is a predicted model, not a curated record. The coding region runs from base 2993 to 7696 and encodes 1567 amino acids. The transcript is spliced from 2 exons. Gene Ontology annotation, biological process: regulation of transcription by RNA polymerase II. Gene Ontology annotation, molecular function: DNA-binding transcription factor activity, RNA polymerase II-specific; RNA polymerase II cis-regulatory region sequence-specific DNA binding.